Messenger RNA from Monoraphidium neglectum, 1047 nucleotides. Its product is annotated as Transcription factor bHLH34. Gene Ontology annotation, molecular function: DNA-binding transcription factor activity; protein dimerization activity. The record is from RefSeq and is a predicted model, not a curated record. Gene Ontology annotation, biological process: intracellular iron ion homeostasis; regulation of DNA-templated transcription. The transcript has 3 exons. Lineage: Eukaryota; Viridiplantae; Chlorophyta; Chlorophyceae; Sphaeropleales; Selenastraceae. Bases 1 to 1047 code for a protein of 348 amino acids.
AUGCCGGCAGUGGCCCCUUUGGCGCAGCAGGACCUCGAUGCAGCGGCACUCGCGGGGGCCACGACCAGCAGCGGCAAGGGCCGAAAGCGCACCAAGCAGCUCGACGACGUGGACAGCGAUGAGCUUUCGGAUGAAGACGAGGAGGGGGGCAGGCGGUGUGGCAAGAAGGGCAGGGCGCCGGGUUCUGAUGCUGCCCGCAACAAGGCCAGCCGUGAGAAGGCUCGGAGAGAAAAGAUCAACGACAGGUUUGUGGAGCUGGCGCAGCUCGUGGAGCCCAACAAGGAGCCCAAGACAGACAAGCUCACCGUACUUCAGGAGGCGAUCCGCACAGUGCAGCAGCUGCAGGUGGAGAACCACCAGCUCAAACAGCUGAACAAGUUUUUGGAGGAAAAGGCCGCCAACCUGGAGCGCGAUCGCGCACAGGCCAUGUUCUUCCAGAUGCAGAGCGGUGUGCUGCAGCAGCAGGGGGGCGGCAUGGCCGGCGGCGGCAUGGCGGCAGGCGGCAUGGGCGGCGGCGGCAUGAUGAUGCAGCAGCCGGUGGGGGGCAUGAUGAUGGGCCCGCCGGGCAUGAUGGGCAUGAUGCAGCCGGCAGGCAUGAUGACGCAGCAGCAGCAGGUUGUGCCUCCAGAUGUGCAGGCGCUGUCCCGUGCGCCGUCAGGCAGCACGCAACCUGCCAAGUUAUUGCAGCAGGACCAGCAGCAGACGGCUCAGCAGCAGCAGCAGCCGCAGCCGCCGCAGCAGCAGCAGCCCUCGCAGCAGCAGCCGCAGCUGCAGCAGCAGCAGUCGCUUGCGCAGCCCCUGCCAUCCAUGUGGCAGCAGCAGCCGGCCGGCCCUGACCCUCAGGCAGCAGCACAACAGCAAGUUAUGCUGCCGCCCGGCUUUGCGCCGCCCGUGGACAGCAAGGCGAUGAUGGCGGCGGCAGGCGGCGCCAUGAUGAGCAGCGGCGGCAUGGGGCAGGGCGGCAUGCCCAUGUACUGGCAGAGCAUGGUGCCGCCGACCAUGCUAGAUGCGAACCAGGAUUCGCUGCUGCGGCCGCCGGCUGCUUGA